This is a messenger RNA of Hirundo rustica (Barn swallow), 3093 nucleotides long. RefSeq names its product neuronal pentraxin receptor (gene NPTXR). Lineage: Eukaryota; Metazoa; Chordata; Aves; Passeriformes; Hirundinidae. The record is from RefSeq and is a predicted model, not a curated record. Bases 194 to 1624 code for a protein of 476 amino acids. The transcript has 5 exons.
CGGCGGGGCCCCGGCGCCGGUGCUGCCGCCGGUACCGUCCUUCCCCGCCAGCUUCCUCCGAGCUGCUCGUCCGCCCCUUCGACCGCCCGUCCCCCUCUCCGUCCUCCCAGCUUUGUUUUCUCGCCGUCCGCGGGCUCGGGCCCCCCACGCCGCUGCCACCCUGAAGUUUCUGGCGGUGCUGCUGGCGGCGGGCAUGCUGGCUUUCCUUGGGGCCAUCAUCUGCAUCAUCGCCAGCGUCCACCCGGCCGGCACCGCCGCGCCCGCCGCCGCCGCCGACAAUGACUCGGCCGCCGCCGCCCUCCUGCCCGCCGCCGACAAGGGGCUGGGAGCGCUGCACGGUCCCGCCGAGGCCGUGGCCAGCGCCGGGCCGCGCCUGCCGGGGGGGCCGCCGCUCUUCAGCCGCUUCGUCUGCACCCCGCUGAGCACCGAGUGCCCGGCCGCCGGCAGCGGCACCGCCGCCGGCAGCGCCGCCGGCCCCGAGGAGCUGCUGGCGCUGCGGAGCGCGGCGGCCCAGCUGCGCCGCACGGCGCUGGAGCAGAAGGAGCGGAUCCGCAUGGACCAGGAGACCAUCCGGGAGCUCACCGGCAAGCUCAGCCGCUGCGAGGGCGGCCUGCGGAACCCCCCCGCCGCCGCUGGGCUCCGCGCCGCCCCGCGCCCCGGCACCAUGGGCCACCCUCCGGACGAACCGCCCGCCGUGCGGGAGCUAGAGGAGGCUGUCCGCACUCUCCAGGACCGAAUCGACCGAAUAGAGCAGGAGCUGCCAGCCCGCACUAAUGGCUCAGCACCCACUGCCCCAGCACUUGCCCGUGAUGCCCUCCACACCAAGAUGGAGCAGCUGGAGGAGCAGCUCCUUUCCAAGAUCCUGACCCUGCAGAAGGAGCGCCAGGCUGCCAGCACUGACCACAGCCAGCAGCAGCACAACAUCGAGAAGGAGCUGAACUCCCUUCAGAACCGGGUGACAGAGCUGGAGCACGGACCACUGGGCUACAGCCCUCCUGAUGCCUUCAAGGUGACCAUCCCAGUGCAGAACAACUACAUGUAUGCCCGUGUGAAGAAGAGUCUGCCAGAGCUGUAUGCCUUCACCAUCUGCAUGUGGCUGAAGUCCAAGGCCCUGGCAGGCAUUGGCACCCCAUUUUCCUACUCUGUCCCAAGCCAAGCCAAUGAGAUCGUGCUCUUAGAGUGGGGCUCUAACCCCCUGGAACUGCUCAUCAAUGACAAGGUUGCCCAGCUGCCACUCAGUCUGAAGGACAAGGCCUGGCACCACGUCUGCGUGGCAUGGACCACCCGGGAUGGCAAGUGGUCUGCCUACCAGGAUGGUGAACAGCGGGGUGCCGGUGAGAACCUGGCCUCCUGGCAUUCCAUCAGGCCCCAGGGCAUCCUCAUCCUGGGUCAGGAGCAGGACACUCUGGGGGGCCGCUUUGAUGCCACACAGGCCUUCGUGGGAGAACUGGCACAGUUUGGUGUGUGGGACCACAUGCUGGCGCCAGCAGAGAUCCUGGGCUUGGCUAACUGCACCUCCCACCUCCAAGGAAAUGUGAUCCAGUGGGAUGACCAGGCAGUGGAGGUCUUUGGAGGUGCUAGCAAGGCGAGCUUUGCUGCCUGUGAGGAAGGGAGGAAGGCAUGAGUGGCCCCCAGCCCUCUCCCUAGUGCCAAGGAGCCCAGUGGCAGCCCUGAAGCGGAGAGCCCCUUUCUCCCCUCCCAGACCAGUAAGCCUUGCUGGGGCAAUGCUUGAGCCCCCCAUACUGGUGUCCCAGGAGGGAGAGGGGCCCUGGAAGCCUCCCUGUUGUCCCUGUGCUGGUGCUGUGGCUUGUCCUCAUUCCUGGCUGGCUUCUGGGUCUCAUCUUGCCCCACUUCUGUUUUGGGUGGAACUCACUGUACCUGCAGGUGUCCUUGGUAUGGUGAGGGUCCUCACCUUGUAAGACCUAACAAGGAGUGGGAAGGAGAGCUCCAUCUACUUUGAGUGCAGUCCAGCCUCAGUGGGAUGCCAGGGUGCAGGCAUCACCUGAACACAUCCCUUUUCCUUAUUUCUAGCAACCUCACUGUCUGGUUUUAUGAGCCUGCAUUCCAGGAUCUCAGCUCCAGCCCCAUUCUUCUCCUGCUGCCCUGGUUUUUCAAAUGUGACCCCAGGGAAGCCGAGGGAGAAUGGCAGAGUCAGUGGCACAGUACUUAUCUGCCUGCAUCCCUUUCCCUGCCUCUGCUGCCUGUUUGGGCAGGGCUGCCCAAGGGGUGCCAGGCUUUUGAGGCAGAGGGAAGAGAACACUCCCCACCACCUCCAAGCUGGGAGAGGGGCCAGUCACCAAGGGAGUGGGGGGAAUAGAGGCAAAGCAUCUCCCCCAGCGCUGGCCGGGGGAGAAAGAGUGCAGCACUGUCGUUGAAGGAAGAUAAAGCAAGAAAAAAGAGAUGGAGGAUGGUGGCGGUCAGAGGAGCCCCGCCAUCCAUCUCCCAUCCAGUCUUUUGGUACUGGAUUGGGCUAUUGCUCUUGGUUGCACCUAUGUCCCCCUCUUUAGCUGCUCCUUGCCAGGAACAGGGCUGCCUCUGGCCUUGAAACUGGGAGGGUGAAAGAGCAGGCUGGUGUUUUCCCUGUGGAGUGCCUGAGAAUAUGAUGUUUCCACAUUGCCUGGUCACCAACAUCUCAAUAUGUGAGUGUGUGUAUGUGCACAUGUGUAUGUGUCUGGGGGUGGGGUGGGAGGGUUAUUUUGAGGCUCUCAUGGUUGCUCAAUGCAGUGUUCAGCUUCCAGUGUUCCCCCCUACCCCAAGUCCUGCUUUGGGUGACAGCUGCCCCCGCCCCUGGGAGAGGCAAAGCUGGCAGAACGGACACCCCUGCCACCCCCCAUCCCCGUCCCCCAGGGUGUCUGCCAGUGCUGGGGUGGCUCAGCCCACUGGGAAUGACACAGCAGGAAUGGGGAGCAGUCCUUGUGCCAAGUGGGAACACUGUGACCUUCGUGCACCCAGGGGAGCUGCCCCCUCUCCCUCGCUCGCUUGCGCGCUUUCUCUAAUGCACGUUUGUGAAAAGGGCCCCUGACAUGCACCCGUGUUGGGACAUUUCUUUUGUAAAGCUGAUUGUGGACAAUAAAAGUGAUGUUUUCUGUUUGA